AUGGUAGACCGCACAAUUGUUGUUAGGCGCAAUGUUGUUGACCCUCUACUUGAAGGAGAGGUUGUUGAUGAUGGCAUCGAAGAGAUGUUGGUGGAGCAACUCGCCAAAGAAAAGAUACUUUCUACUUUGCUCUUGUCGAACGUCUCUGAUGAAGUUGUUAAGAGGAUGACUGAGCGUGUUGCUGAAGCCGACAGGGAAGCCUUCAAGCUCUAUGCUCUGACCCUUAUAGAUCAAGCCAAGGCUGCUCAGGGCGCAAAGCGCCGUAGGGUAGAGUCUGAGCAAGAAGAGGAGGAUUUCGACAAGUUCAAGAAAAACAUCCAGGAUCGAUUAGGUCCAGAUGUAAAGGUUCCUGCUACAUUGGUGCCCCCCUAUCGCUUGCUCAACCGCCUAUCGAGCUCUCCCUUUGAUCACAUUGCGGCCCCUGAGUUGUUGGCCAGCGCUGCAUCAACUGAAAGACGAGGCAUUCAGCAGGCUGAAGAUGUUAAUACCGGCAAAGCCGUCUCCGUGCGCACAGGUAAAUCUCGUAAAAUAACGUCGCUUGCUCAGUAUGUUGAAUUUUACAUUCGCUGGUGUACCGGAAUCUUUAAGGUGUGUGGUAAAAAGUCGUAG
Molecule: messenger RNA, 609 nt
Organism: Perkinsus marinus ATCC 50983
Lineage: Eukaryota; Perkinsozoa; Perkinsida; Perkinsidae
Exons: 1
Coding region: 1-609 (202 amino acids)
Source: RefSeq, a predicted model, not a curated record